AUGACAGGAGUGGCGAAGGAUUCUAUUACGAAAGAUAUGGUGAUGCAGAUUCUCUUAAAAUUACCCGUCAAAUCUAUGUUGAGAUUCAGGUGUGCAUCAAAAUCAUGGAACUCCCUCGUUACUAGCCCUGGCUUCAUGAAGAACCAUCUGGACAAAGCCAAACAACUGCUUCUCCUUCGAACCGAAAAUCCUGUAGUAUCUUACUCUUUGCAUCUUGAUAAUGAUCGUGUAGAUAUGCGCUCACGUUUGGAGUUUCCUAUUCCGAAUGAAGCUGACUCGAACCCAGGAGUAGCAGGAGGAGACAAGCCCCUCCUACCGCCAGGCCAAGACCCUCAUUGCGAAGCUGGUCUUUUUGAUUUUAUUGGUUGUUGUAAUGGCGUUGCAUGUCUUUCGAGUCAAUAUCUCCAAAUCGAUAGCAGCAGAAGACUUGUCUUGUGGAACCCAUCAAUUAGAAAAACUUUGGAUCUUCCAGCUCCGAGUUCAUGGGCUGCUAUUGACAAGACUUUAUUGGGCCUUGGCUAUGAUCCACAAAGUGACGACUAUAAGGUUGCCAGGGUUGUGAGGCUAAAAAGCCCAGAAUAUGAGGACGAGCGUCCAUUUGCUUUUCAAUUUUACUCGCUCAAUUCAGGAUCUUGGAAUGAAAACGCUGAUGUCAGCAGUAGUCUUGCGAAUGAAGAUACUUUGCGCAGCAUCACCCUCCAUGGCUUUGGCAAUCCGGCCAUUGUAAAUGGGGUCAUUCACUGGCUUCUACAUCCUAGAGAAAAUAACGGUAUGCUGGCACUAUCCUUUGAUUUAAGCAAUAAUUCAUUCGGAGAGUUAAUGCUGCCUGAAUGUUUCGAUCCGACGGAACGGAUAGCAGCGAUGUCCAUUUCAGUGUUCAAGAACUCUCUUUCUUUCAAUGUCCUUAAGGAUUAUGGCGGAAAUUAUGUUUGUGAGGUAUGGGUGAUGAGCCAAUAUGGUACGAGGGAAUCAUGGGACAAACAAUACCGGAUUGAAAUGCUCGAUAUAGCAAGGCCGGUGGUUUUUAGGAGUAAUGGAGAGAUAUUAAUGGCAGGAUAUGCAAAUUCUCAGUUAGUUUCAUGUGAUCCUCAGACACAGGAAAUUCAUGAUACGGGGCUGGAGGUGUUACUUGAUGACUACGCUGAUUAUUUUGUUGAGAGUCUCGCUUUACUUGAUAGAUCAAACUAGACUCGGUAGCAAAAGGCUGCUGGACCUGCAACAACUAGUGGAGCUUAGUAAAAGAACAAAAGAGGCACUUGAGAGGUUAUAUUUGAAAAGGAAAACAGUAUUCUAUAAUAGACAUCAGUUUUAUAUGUUAAUGUUUCUUAACAUUUACUUGUUCUUGGAGGUUUCUGGGCAUGAACAUAUGAAACUAUUCUAUAA
Populus trichocarpa (black cottonwood) is the source of this 1383-nucleotide messenger RNA. RefSeq names its product F-box protein CPR1-like. The coding region runs from base 1 to 1188 and encodes 395 amino acids. Lineage: Eukaryota; Viridiplantae; Streptophyta; Magnoliopsida; Malpighiales; Salicaceae. The transcript is spliced from 3 exons. The record is from RefSeq and is a predicted model, not a curated record. Gene Ontology annotation, molecular function: protein binding.